This is a messenger RNA of Vespula pensylvanica (western yellowjacket), 1511 nucleotides long. RefSeq names its product protein PRRC1-B-like. NCBI's taxonomy places the organism in Eukaryota, Metazoa, Arthropoda, Insecta, Hymenoptera, Vespidae. The transcript is spliced from 5 exons. The record is from RefSeq and is a predicted model, not a curated record. The coding region runs from base 128 to 1255 and encodes 375 amino acids. Gene Ontology annotation, cellular component: cytoplasm. Gene Ontology annotation, biological process: activation of protein kinase A activity. Gene Ontology annotation, molecular function: protein kinase A regulatory subunit binding.
UACUGCAGCGCCAUUUGUCACGUGGCAACUAUUGAAAAUUCUUAUUAUUCGUUGAAUAUAUAAUAAAGAAAAUUCACAAUAAAAUUUUUAAUAUUACAACCGAUCAAAUUGUUGAAGUUUAUUAAAAAUGACAGACGAAUCUAACGGAGAAUCUACGUUCGAGUUUGUAGAAAAAAAAUCGGACGAAACUUCUAUGCCUGGCGAGAUUGUAAAAACUGAUUCAUUUUGCAGUUUAUCAUCGUCUACAUCUCUUUUAACACCUCUGGGUGUUUCCACGUCUACGGGAAAUUUAUUUUCAAAUGUAGCACCACCAGCAGCAUUGCCAAGUUUUGUUUCAAACCCUGUUACAGUUUCCUUUGAAAAAAAUCUUCAAAAUACAAAUGUAUCUGUACAAAAGCAAAAUGAAUUGGUCAAGAAACAACUUGUAUCAAACACUUCUACAGAAAAUAAACAGCAACAAGAAUAUCCAAUUACUUCUGCGCCACAAGCAUCUACAAAUUCAGCUAUCGAAGUGGUAGAAACACAAUUGCAAGAUUCUGGAAUGGUUGGUAGCGGUUUGCUCUCUUGGGUAAAAGAGACCGUAGUUAAUAGCAAUGUUUUAAGCAAAGUUGCGGAGAAGGCAAAAAAUAGCGUUAAUACUAUGAUCACAACAUUAGAUCCACAGAUGCGUGAGUUCAUUUAUUCAGGCGGUGAUAUAGAAGUCAUAGUUGCUUCUGACAAGGAUGUAAAAAUAAGUCCAGUUCGUCAAGCUUUCCAAGCAGUUUUUGGUAAAGCAACGGUAACUGGUAUAUCAGUGGAUUGUACUGCCAUAGCUACUCAACCAGUUGGUUUUGCUGCUGGUGUGAAAGGUGCCGAAGAGAGAAUCAACUCGGCACGCAAUAUUUCGUCUUUGCCAAAGGAUAUUCCUAUCAUUGCCAUUGAAAAUUUUUUACUAGAAAUAGGUGAAGACAAGUGGUACGAUUUAGGAGUGAUUCUUCUUAAUGAUCCAAAACACAAUGUAAAUCUUCAAACGUUUACUCAAAUGACUCCUGUACCAAGUCAAAUAGUUGCAUUAGCACAAGAAGCAACGCCAGAAGAUUAUCCUCUUAAAUGGUCUGGAUUAUCGGUUACAGUUGGGAGUUUAAUGGCCAACAGUUUACAAGUUUCUCACAAUGAAUGGCAUCAUGCAUUAACUGGGGUUUCAAGAAGAGACGUGAUAUUUUUAGCAGUUCAAUCCCUCGCUGGAAUUUAUAAAAAUACGAUAAAUCCUGUGUAAUAUUUGAAUCAAGGCCGUCAAAAAAUAACAAUUUGUAAAUAUAAUUAUAUUAAUACAAAAGAUAACAAAUAAGGUUUAGGUCGUUAGAUAGAAAGUAUGAUAUCAAAUAUAGUUUAACAAACUGAAAAUAAGACGAUAAAUAUCUAUAUACAAUGAAAGGAGACAGAUCUUCGUAAAAAUUAAUCAAUAUGCGUAAUGUGUAUAAAUUAUUUAACAUUUUAAGAAAAUUUAAAAAUGAAUAAACUAAUAACAUCGA